This is a messenger RNA of Odobenus rosmarus divergens (Pacific walrus), 1098 nucleotides long. Its product is annotated as olfactory receptor 5L1-like. The record is from RefSeq and is a predicted model, not a curated record. Bases 1 to 1098 code for a protein of 365 amino acids. Lineage: Eukaryota; Metazoa; Chordata; Mammalia; Carnivora; Odobenidae. Gene Ontology annotation, cellular component: membrane. Gene Ontology annotation, molecular function: G protein-coupled receptor activity; odorant binding; olfactory receptor activity. The transcript is spliced from 3 exons. Gene Ontology annotation, biological process: G protein-coupled receptor signaling pathway; sensory perception of smell.
AUGGGGGAGGAGAACUGCACCUUUAUUACAGAGUUCAUUUUUCUCGGAUUAGCAGAUGCCCCUGAGCUGAGAGUCUUCCUCUUCUUGGUGUUCCUUCUCAUUUAUGGAAUCACGGUUCUGGGAAAUCUAGGCAUGAUUGCAUUGAUUCAGGUCAGCUCUCAACUCCACACUCCCAUGUACUUUUUCCUCAGCCACUUGUCCUUUGUGGAUUUUUGCUACUCCACGAUCAUCGUGCCAAAGAUGCUGUCCAAUAUCUUAAACAGGGACAAAGCCAUCUCUUUCCUGGAAUGCAUGGUACAAUUCUACUUGUUUUGUACCUAUGCAAUCACUGAGGUCUUCCUCCUGGCCGUGAUGGCUUAUGACCGCUUUGUGGCCAUCUGCAACCCACUGUUGUACAUGGUCACCAUGUCCCAGAAUCUCUGUAUGGAGCUGGUGUCUUGCUGCUACCUCUGUGGGAUGGUGUGUUCUCUGAUCCACUUGUGUUUAGCUCUUGAGAUCCCAUCCUAUAGAUCAAAUGUGAUUAACCACUUCUUUUGUGAUCUACCCCCUCUCUUAUUGCUUGCUUGCUCUGAUGUCUCUAUUAAUGAACUUAUGGUGUUCAUUGUGGCCACUGUCAAUGAGAUCAUCACUAUUGUGAUCAUCUUCACCUCCUACUUGCUGGUUCUCGUCACCAUCUUGAGGAUGCACUCUGCAGAGGGAAGGCGCAAAGCCUUUUCCACCUGUGCCUCCCAUCUGACAGCCAUCCUUGUCUUCCAUGGAACAAUUCUUUUCAUUUAUUGCCGGCCCAGUUCUGGCAACAGUGUGGAGACUGACAAAGUGGCCACGGUGUUCUACACCAUAGUGAUCCCCAUGCUGAACCCCUUCAUCUAUAGCCUGAGGAACAAGGAUGUGAAAGAAGCUCUCAAGAAAAUCCUUACCCUAAUCACAUCUGCAAACAACACCCUUCCCCCAAAUAAGGUGGCAUUUACAGUGAAUGCUGAGGUUGUUAUUAAUAUUGCCAUUAUUACUGUGCCACAACUUCAGAAGUCCAGGGGCACUGCAGAGAAUGGAGUUCGAGAACCGCGCUGUGAAGAUAGAGUUCUUUCUCUUGGGAUUUAG